UUCCCCAUCUAUUUCUCCAAUUCCCACAUCCAACGUUUUCACAUUUCCACCUCCGAUUUUUGAUACAACUCAUACAUUUCUCUUCCUCUUUCUUCACCUACCCACCUAUAUUCAUUGAUUUUUUAACCCCUGUUUAUAUGAAAAUCACACCAUCUGACAAUCUCCUCUCGCACCAAUACGACCCCUCUUCCGAUUUUGACCCUAGCUUCUUCCAAACCCUCUCUUCUCUAUCCCCACUUGACAUGGGUAUUAUUGGAAACAACAAAAAGAGGAGGCACAAACCGGGGGGCGAAGACUACCACAGCGGAGGAGAUGAGAACGCCCACAGCCAGAAACCCAAGGCAUCAAAGAAGAAGAAAAUUGCUAUAACGGAACUGGUCGCUUCGUUGUUGAUGUUGGAAGAGCAAGAGAAAGCGGAGGAGGUGGAGAACGACAAGGCUUCUCAGCAAGAGAAGCUGCUCUUCGAGGAUAAUCACAAGCGCGUGACGCAAUCGAUGCUGAAAUACUACUCGCAUCUGCAGGAUAUUUACUCUGAUCUUGAUGAGAACGACCGCUGCCGCACGAAACGCGCUCGUCUUGCUGCGGCAGCUGCUGUGACUGCGGCUGCUGGCGAUGCAGCUGCCGCUGAGCAAGGUGUAGCUGGCUCGGCGGGUGUGGCGGGACAGCAGCAGCAGCACCGGCGGCUUUGGGUGAAGGACCGGUCCCGUGCGUGGUGGGACCAAUGCAAUCACCCGGACUUCCCUGAGGAGGAUUUCCGGCGGGCCUUCCGGAUGGGCCGCGCCACGUUCGACAUGAUCUGUGACGAGCUGGGGUCGUCUGUUGCUAAGGAGGACACGAUGCUCCGGGCUGCUAUACCUGUCCGGCAGCGUGUCGCAGUUUGCAUCUGGCGGCUCGCCACCGGUGAACCCCUCCGCCUCGUUAGCAAGCGGUUCGGGCUCGGCAUCUCCACCUGCCACAAGCUCGUGCUUGAGGUCUGCUCUGCCAUCAAGACCGUCCUCAUGCCCAAGUUCCUCCAGUGGCCCAACGAUGCUGCUGCUGCCAAGAUCAAGGAGGAGUUUGAGUCAGUCUCCGGCAUCCCGAAUGUCAUGGGGUCCAUGUACACCACCCACAUCCCAAUCAUCGCUCCGAAGAUCAGCGUCGCUGCCUACUUCAACAGGCGCCACACAGAGCGCAACCAGAAGACGUCGUAUUCGAUCACGGUCCAGGGUGUUGUCGACCCCAGGGGCGUCUUCACUGAUGUCUGCAUUGGGUGGCCCGGGUCAAUGCCCGAUGACCAGGUCCUCGAGAAGUCAGCACUCUACCAGCGGGCUAUGGGCGGGCUCUUGAAUGGCAUCUGGAUUGUAGGCAGUUCUGGGUAUCCUCUAAUGGACUGGAUCUUAGUGCCUUACACCCACCAGCACCUGACGUGGACACAGCAUGCAUUCAAUGAGAAGAUUGGUGAAGUUCAGCGGGUUGCCCAUGAGGCGUUCGCUCGGUUGAAGGGGCGGUGGUGCUGCCUGCAGAAGCGGACUGAAGUGAAGCUCCAGGACCUGCCAGUCGUGCUCGGAGCAUGUUGCGUGCUGCACAACAUAUGUGAGAUGAGGGGCGAGGAGAUGGACCCAAGCCUCAAGUUCCAGCUGGUGGAUGAUGAGAUGGUUCCCGAGAGCAGUAUGAGAUCAGUGAGUUCAAUGCAGGCUAGGGAUAACAUCGCUCAUAAUUUGUUGCACCAUGGCCUCGCGGGUACUGCUUUUCUAUAGCAUUCACUUGUUUCCUGCCAUUGUAAUUCUUUCAAUGUAGAAUAACGCGAUUCAGUCGUGAUUGUAGCGAUUCGUUUGUUCGGCGCCUCGGU
This is a messenger RNA of Magnolia sinica, 1828 nucleotides long. Its product is annotated as protein ALP1-like. Bases 138 to 1736 code for a protein of 532 amino acids. The record is from RefSeq and is a predicted model, not a curated record. NCBI's taxonomy places the organism in Eukaryota, Viridiplantae, Streptophyta, Magnoliopsida, Magnoliales, Magnoliaceae. The transcript has a single exon.